Molecule: messenger RNA, 3464 nt
Organism: Bufo gargarizans (Asiatic toad)
Lineage: Eukaryota; Metazoa; Chordata; Amphibia; Anura; Bufonidae
Gene: ETS2
Product: ETS proto-oncogene 2, transcription factor
Exons: 10
Coding region: 184-1599 (471 amino acids)
Biological process (GO): cell differentiation; regulation of transcription by RNA polymerase II
Cellular component (GO): nucleus
Molecular function (GO): sequence-specific DNA binding; DNA-binding transcription factor activity, RNA polymerase II-specific
Source: RefSeq, a predicted model, not a curated record
CCUAGUAGAGGCAGAGACAGGCAGCACCAGAUCUAGAAGCACACGCAUUCUGUGGCUUGGAGGGUCUCCUCCUCCUUCUCUGGGGUCCCUUGGGAUACAAUCUACACCCUCUGUGGACUAUUUACUAGGAGGCUCACUUUUGGCUUUGUGUAUUUUGGACUGGAUCCUGUUCCUUGAGAUCCAAUGACUGAGUUUGAAAUCCGAAACAUGGAUCAGGUGGCUCCAGUUUACAACAUGCACCGAGGAAUCCUGAAGCGUCAGCUGGCAUUUGACAGCGUAAAUCUGUCGACGUCAAUCGCUGGAUUGUACUCUGCCUAUGAUGCCUAUGAAGAAGAGCAGGCGGUGCCUACAGGGUUGGACUCGUUAUCUCAUGAUUCUGGCAGCUGUGAAUUGCCUCUCCUGACCCCGUGCAGCAAAGCAGUGAUGAGUCAGGCGUUGAAGGCCACAUUUAAUGGAUUCAGAAAGGAACAGCGCCGCUUUGGUAUUCCCAACAAUCCAUGUUUGUGGGGUCAGACUCAAGUGUGCCAGUGGCUUGCAUGGGCCGUCGCUGAAUUUUCCUUGGAGAACGUAAACUUUCAGAAAUUUAUUAUGAAUGGUCAAGAAUUGUGCAACUUGGGAAAAGAAAGAUUUCUAGAGCUGGCACCGGACUUCGUGGGUGACAUUCUGUGGGAGCAUCUGGAACAAAUGAUGAAAGAACAUGAAAAGGUUCAGGAUCAAUAUAUCGACAGCUCCAGUCAUCACACCGGCCACCAGUGGAUAAGCAAUGACUCAUUAAGCUUCAAUAUGGAGCCUCUGCAUUGUGUAUCUCAAGUGCAGACUUACCCUAAAACAGAAAUGUACAGUGACCUGUGUCCAGUUACCCAAGUCACAAAUCUCCUACCAGUAAAGCAGGAGUUCCAGAGUUAUUCCUGCAUGAAAUCCAUGGGAAAUAAUUAUUCCUCUCUGAACCAGAACUAUGGUCAAAGCAACAUGAAUGUUUUAUUAAGCUCUCUUAGUUCUGGUAAAUCCAUGGACAGGGACUCUGUAGACAGUGGCACAGAAAGCUUUGAAAGCUCAGAUUCCCUACUACAGUCAUGGACGAGCCAGUCCUCACUGGUUGACAUGCAACGUGUUCCAUCCUAUGAAAGCUUUGAGGACGAUGCCAGCCAGUCACUAUGUUUAAACAAGCCGUCAAUGUCUUUCAAAGACUAUAUUCAAGACCGAAAUGAUCCAGUGGAACAGGGCAAACCAGUUAUCCCAGCAGCUAUUCUUGCUGGGUUUACAGGGAGUGGACCAAUUCAGCUUUGGCAGUUCUUGUUAGAAUUGUUGACCGACAAGUCAUGUCAGCCCUUUAUCAGCUGGACCGGGGAUGGAUGGGAGUUCAAGCUCACUGACCCAGACGAGGUUGCUCGCCGAUGGGGAAAAAGGAAAAAUAAACCUAAAAUGAACUACGAGAAGCUGAGUAGAGGACUGAGAUACUAUUAUGAUAAGAACAUUAUUCACAAGACCUCAGGAAAACGUUAUGUGUACCGGUUUGUGUGUGACCUCCAUAAUUUGCUGGGGUACACGGCAGAGGAACUGCAUGCCAUGCUCGGCGUUCAGCCUGACACGGAUGAAUGAACCAACAACCAUAUCCAAAGCACACAACUGUACUGUGAAUAUAAUGGGGUGAGGGAGAAAACCCUGACUCUUUUCGGUCACUGAGGGACUGUGAAGGCCGAAAUUAUGGAGGAGUCUGAGAGGCAACGCGUUAUUGAGACCUUUCUAGGAAGUGGUUUGGUGUUGUACUUUCUUGACUCGGUGCAUCAGGUGACACUUAAGGGCCUGAAGAAUAUUGCACCAGAAAUACAUUUUAUUAGAUUUUUUUGUGUGUAAAAUAUUCCAUGUUUCAACACUGAGGGGAAAGGGAGAAAAAAGGACUCGAAUCUUCAAACAGACGGAGAAAAUGGCGGCACAUCAGAAUCUUAUUUUUGUCAUUUGUGCUGAAAACAGUGUCUCAGAGACUGCACUUUAACGUCACGCUGCCUGAGUCCACAAGUUUUAUGUUACCUUGUAGUUUUUUUAUUUUUUAUUUUUCUCAGACCAUUUCAAGUGCAUGUAAAUAAUUUGAUCAAGAUUUUUCAUAUUUGCAUAAUUAUUUGUUCCAGAAGGGAUGUAUAUAUUAUUUGAAAUUCAGAUGCUUUACUUUUUUUUUUUAAUGGCACAGAACUCCCCCACCCCCACUUUGUUUUUUUUUCUCUUCCUCUUAUGCUAAGCUUCAUGAAACUGCACGUGUUUAUGAUUUUUGUCAUUCCAAUGCUAACCUGAAAGAGGGAUGGCCAUCAACUAGUUUUCAGAUGCCACUGGUUUCUCAGGAAGUUUUUCAGCUUGCAAAAUGGCUGUACAUACAGUUUCUAGAUGACUUUCUCUAUUUGUAACAUUCACCUUGGGUGCAUGGAAGUCAGUCACUUCAUUCCUAUAUCCCCUAGUUUUUGUCUAACCUUGAGCACUCCAUCUCUUUUCGAAGGAGAUCCAGUAUUUUGAGCAGAGUAAUUUAUUAAUAUAUAUAUAUAUAUAUAUAUAUAUAUAUAUAUAUAUAUAUAUAUAUAUCCACUUUUUUUCUGACCUAGAGCUGGACCCCUGCCUACUGAGAAAUGUUAAAAAUUCUGGAUCUUGAUGGCCACCAUUACGGAGAGCUUAGUUGUUUACUGCAUUCUGUCUGUUUAUUGAGUUCAAUGGUGAAAAAAAAAAAAAAAAAUGCUGAAAGCUCCCUCUACUGGUGUCUACAGGCAGCCACAAUUUCAAUUCUAAGCUCUGUACCUGAAUAAUGGCAUUCAAAAUCUGCAAUUAAGAUAUAGAAUAUCUAAAAAAUUAUCGGCAUAAAAUAUUUGUCCAUCUCGGGUUCAACCACAAAGCCAACAUACAUUACUUGACUAAUGGUGCUUAACAUUUGCUGCCACUUUGCUCCUGGUCUCUUCUAAUUCUGGCCUCCAAAAAUCAAUGUAUGGUGUUGAAUAAUUGAGUAAAUAUAGGUAGACCUGGUCGGUACAUACGUCCAGGUCACGUGGCCAGUUCUUUGUCUCCAACCUGUGUGUGAAUGUUACAAAGUUGUAAUUGAUAAAAGGACCUUGAUUUUAUUCUAGUGAUUUCCCCAUUCCGUAUACUGUAUAUAUUGCUUUUGUUCAGUUUUGUUAUUUUGAUGCAAUCAGAUUUAUGUUAUUAUAAUUUUUAUUUUUUUUAUUAAUUUGAAUUCCCUGUUCAUGUUCCUGCCUCCUCAUAGAUGUGGAGGAGUUUGUGUAGCAGCUAUUUUUACUGCAAAAUAUUAUACUGGAUGUUUAUGUAUUUAAUUUUUUUUGUUUUACUUUUGUUUUUAAGAAAUAUGUAUUUUAUAUCUGAAGUGCCUUGUAAACUAAAACGUAAAUAUAUAUAUAUAUUUCUGUAUGAAGUAGCACGAGCUGGUAGCAAAUGCAAAUUGAUGGAAUUCUGAUUAAACAGUUUUUGGAAAA